Messenger RNA from Lodderomyces pseudojiufengensis, 1659 nucleotides. RefSeq lists its product as uncharacterized. The record is from RefSeq and is a predicted model, not a curated record. The coding region runs from base 1 to 1659 and encodes 552 amino acids. Gene Ontology annotation, cellular component: cytoplasm. NCBI's taxonomy places the organism in Eukaryota, Fungi, Ascomycota, Pichiomycetes, Serinales, Debaryomycetaceae. The transcript has a single exon. Gene Ontology annotation, molecular function: phosphoprotein phosphatase activity.
AUGAUGGUAAAUCGACAUUAUUCAAAACUAAUAGUAUUAAUAACUGCAUCUUUUUCAAUUCUAGGAAUUUAUCUAUUCGUACAAUCAAUUAAACCAACUAUAUUAUCACAAACCAAUUUAUUAAAUUAUCAAUUAAAUUUACAAGAUAACUUACUUAACAAUGAUCAAAUUAUAUCAGAUAUUGAAAUAUUUAAAUGUAGAAAAUUUUCAAAAAAUUGUGAUAAUGAAAUUCCUUCAAAUUUUAGACUAAUAAGACCUUCAUUAAAAUAUUAUGAAUCAAAACUGAAUUCAAAUUAUUAUAAUAAAGAUUUUUAUAAAUUUGAUUAUUAUUUAGGUAUUGAAAUCAAAAGAAUCGAGGAUACAAAUACAAUUUUAGAAGAUUUAUCAUUAACCCCAAAAGAUGGUUAUGAAGAAGUUAAAUUAGAUGAAUUUAUAAUUUAUAAAAAAAAUUAUAUACUUGAUGGGAAAAAGCAAAUACCUAAGGAUUUAUCAAUAAUUAGAUCAAUUGAUAUAUUAUUUGGUUCUAAAGAAUUAAUUGAUUCAAGACCAAAUUAUACAACAUUACAUUUGAUUGAUUCAGAUAAAAUUCAUCCAAUAAUUUCAUUUAAGAAAGUAACAAAAGAUGAAUUAAUCAAACAAAAUGAAUUAACCAAAAAUUUAAAAGAAAUUAAAGAUAAUAAUCAAAUUAUAACAGAUAAAGAUAAAUUUAAAAUUUUACAAUUAUCAGAUUUACAUUUUGGACAAGAUUUAGGUCGUUGUACAAUUGAAAAAAAUAAUAAAAAUGAACCACCCAAAUGUAAAUCAGAUUUAAGAACUUUAAAAUUUAUUUCAAAUAUUUUACAAAAGGAAAAACCAGAUUUAAUUAUAAUAACUGGUGAUUUAAUUGAUAAUAAUAGAAUAAUUGAUUAUAAAUCUAUAUUAUUAAAAUCUUUACAACCAAUAAUUGAAACAAAUAUUAAAUUUUUAUAUACAUUCGGUGAUGAAAAUUUAUCAAUUGAAUCAAAACAAUUAAUUUUAAAAUUUUUAUCAACUUUACCAAAUUGUUUAAAUACUGAAAUUUAUGAAUCAAAUAAUCAUCAUAAUCAUAUUCAUGGUUUAACUAAUUUGAAUUAUCAAAUUUAUAAUGAAAAUUUUCAAAAUCAAAUAUCAUCAAUAACAAUCCUUGAUUCUCAAAAUCAUUUUAUUGAUGAUUCACAAAUUAAUUAUCUUUAUAGAAUUAAUAAUAAUGAUCAAAAAGAUUCAACUUACAAACUUUUAUUUUUUCAUCAUCCCAUACCUCAAUUUAGACCCGAGGGAACUUUUAAAAUUAUUGGAUCAUAUAAUGAAAAACAUAAUUUAGAUACAAAAACAAAUCCAAAAUUUCAUGAUGAUAUAAUAAAUUGUAAAUAUAAUGUUGUUGCAGUAGGUCAUGAACAUGAAAAUGAUGCAUGUAUAUUAUCAGAAAAAGAAAAAGAUCAUAAAUCAAAUCAACAACAAUCUAUAUGGUUAUGUUAUAAUUCAGUUACUGGAGAUUCUGGUAAAACUUUAAUUAAAGAAAAUUAUAUUAGAAAAAUGAGAUUAUUUGAAAUUGAUUAUUCACAAAAAAGAAUUUUAAGUUGGAAAAGGAAAGAAGAUGAUAAAUCUAUUUUUGAACCUCAAUUAAUUUAUAAAUUAGACUAG